GACACGGAAGUGAUGCUGUCAUUCUAAAAGCCGGUUUUAGAGCUCAGCGGUUUUCAGUCAAACGUCCUUUCUUAAACGAAUGCAGUUCAACGUAUGUAUCUGUACCGACAGAGAAUGAGAACAUCGCGUGUCAGGCUGUUCUUCCAUUGACUGAGAUGUGUGGCAUCCGCAUAAAUCAUAUGAAAUCUGGAGGGAUUCACCAGGCAUUCAUCGCCAGAGAUAUUUAUCCUCGUGUACACUUAAGUAUCUUUGUUUAGUUUAUAUAUGAACAACUGUAGUUUUAAAUAUAUCCUCAUAUAAAUAUAAAUAUACGUAUAUCCUCAUAUACGUUGUAACACCAUGUAUAACUCGGAGAGGAUCCCUGAAACAAGUAUCGAUCAGAACCAAACUAAUGGAUGCAGAAGUGAUGUGAACUCUGACGGGGCAGACCCCACUGAUUCAAUCCCAGGAAGACCUUCCAGAAGAUUCGUUCUUCACUUUGAUCUCAACAACACAAUCCUUGUGUCUGACGCAGUCACGAGACAAGGAACUGUAGCUGCACUUGAAUACUUCCUGUCCACGGUGGCCUGGGGGCGCAUGACAAAAGGUAAAUGGGAGUGGUUGUCAGAAGCACCAUCUCUCCUCCAGCCUUGUGAGGGCGCCAUCACAUACUACACACAGUUUGGCCGAGUGGCAGGCUUUACCACCGUAGGUCCAGGCCGACGGUUCCGGAAGGUCCUGGAGGAACAUCUAGAGCUACUCCGAUGGCCGUCGGACAUACCUGCAGAUAAAGAGCUGUCUGUUAAGGCAGAAGAUGGGAAGCUGUAUCACUGGAUCCUCCCUUCCUUCUUCCAGAUGCUGCAGGACUUGGCUUCACAAGGUGUGGAGUUCUCCAUCCUGUUCCGUACAUUUGGCUCAGAUCUGCCCCGUGUUCUGAAUGCUGUCAAGCGUGCUGUAGAGCAGGGCUCACAUCCACUCUUCCCUGACCUCCCAGCUCUAAAGCUGAGGGUGAACAUGACCGCCGGGCGCAUCAGGUGCAGCGGUAAAGGUGCAACACUGAUUCGUGGAGAAGAACACGUGUCCACAAGGGAUGGAGAGCAGCAUGUUUACCAGUACCUGAGCACUGCUGAGGGUCUGGGUGGCUUCCAAGACCACUUUGACUGGUGGGCACGGAACACAUACUCCAUUUUAGGAGGAAAGCCACUCUGGAUUGACCCUUUUGACACCAAAGUUCAGCAUAUCUUCAUUGAUGACAAUAUUCGACAAAACGAUGAGGACACUAUUGUCCACCCUAAGGUGUUUCUGGACCCUGAGGGCUUUGAAUAA
Messenger RNA from Sinocyclocheilus anshuiensis, 1305 nucleotides. RefSeq lists its product as uncharacterized. The record is from RefSeq and is a predicted model, not a curated record. NCBI's taxonomy places the organism in Eukaryota, Metazoa, Chordata, Actinopteri, Cypriniformes, Cyprinidae. The transcript is spliced from 5 exons. The coding region runs from base 340 to 1305 and encodes 321 amino acids.